This is a messenger RNA of Cuscuta europaea, 926 nucleotides long. NCBI's taxonomy places the organism in Eukaryota, Viridiplantae, Streptophyta, Magnoliopsida, Solanales, Convolvulaceae. The record is from the annotation of a GenBank genome assembly.
GUGAGCACCUGCUUCACUCCUACAUCCUCAAGGCCUGGAAUAGUUCCGCGCCGUAUUCACCGUCCGAUCUAGGGCGUCCACGAUUUGCCUCAAUAUAUGUUCGCCGUCCAUUUACAUCUUCCUUCUUCACUCGCUUCAGCCGGAAAACCAGCUAAUCGAGAGCUACCCACAUUGUGAAAAUGGUGCAGCGGCUGGUCUAUCGGUCAAGGCAUAGCUAUGCCACUAAGUCUAAUCAGAAUCGGGUCGUCAAAACACCUGGUGGGAAGCUUGUGUACCAGAACACAAAGAAGAGGGCUAGUGGUCCUAAGUGCCCUGUAACCGGAAAGAGAAUCCAAGGAAUUCCUCACUUGAGACCUGCUGAAUACAAGAGGUCAAGAUUGCCCAGAUGCCGUAGGACUGUAAACCGUGCCUAUGGUGGAGUGCUUUCGGGCAGUGCUGUUCGUGAAAGGAUCAUAAGAGCCUUUUUGGUUGAAGAACAAAAGAUUGUGAAAAAGGUUUUGAAGAUUCAGAAAGCCAAAGAAAAGCAAGCUUCUAAAGCAUAAGUUGUGGGUUAGUUUGUGCAAGAUAUGAUAUGCUUCGAGAUUGAUUUUGGAUUAUAUCUUAGCAUUAAUUAAUGAGAGGAUUAAUGAACUGUAUGUUCUCAAGUUUUUGUUUUGGAGAUAUUCAGAUUUAUAUUUUCUUGAUCUUUUGUUGAAUGUUUAUCGCACACUUUUAUGCUAAGCUUUUUUUGUUAAUGUUUUCAGUGUUACUGGAGUUUAUUCAUAUUACAAAUCCCCCAUUCUCAAAACAAGUCUUUCACAAAGAUAACAUUAAUCAAUUUCUUAAAUGAUUUUUGCGUGUUACAUUUCUCAGCAGUCAGUAGUAGUAAUGUCUAGGAUAUAAAUAUAUGUUGUACAUAUUACAUUUUAUAAUGUCUACAAUUUCUG